AUGAAGUGUCCUUCAAGCCUGGCCCAUGGCGGAGUAUUACGCACCAGACCAGGCAGGCUCAAGUUUUCCCUUCAGUUACCCAGCGGACUGGCUGAAAUGACGUACCACCAAGCUCUUGAAACGGAGAUAGAACCAGCAAUGAAAAUAUCCCAUAUCAAAGCCGCCACAACUCCUCAGCACACCUUCAUUCAAACCUUCGUUCAGCUAGCACUUUUCGAGACUGUAAACCAACAUCCACUCGUAAUCUCCAAGGAAAAUACCCAGACCAUGCACUCAGUUUCCUUCCUGAGCAUUCUCUUGCUUUCCUCGGCAGCGACUGCGAUGCCAAACGGAUAUUCCUACACCAAUCAUCCCAGCGAAGCUUCGGAAUAUUAUUCAGUAAUCUAUGGGGGCACGCCUUACUACGGUAGCGGUACUUUUGACAACCAGCCUUCGACGUAUGAUAGCUACUGGGACCCGACACUGGCAUCGUCCUAUCCUCAUGGACGUGUAGUCGCUGCCUCAGGUGGGGCUUCAAAGACAGAUACAGCUCCGGUCAUCGGACGUGAUCAAGUUGGUGAUCCCGACGGCCGCCAGUCUUCUGCGGAAAUAGAGACCAGUGGAUCAGCAAAUCUCCUCAACUAA
Messenger RNA from Puccinia triticina, 624 nucleotides. RefSeq lists its product as uncharacterized. The record is from RefSeq and is a predicted model, not a curated record. NCBI's taxonomy places the organism in Eukaryota, Fungi, Basidiomycota, Pucciniomycetes, Pucciniales, Pucciniaceae. The transcript is spliced from 4 exons. The coding region runs from base 1 to 624 and encodes 207 amino acids.